AUGCGAUACUCCUUGCAAUGGCGCAGCGUCGUCCAACGCAUCGUCAGGUGGAUCGACUUUGAUGAUGAUUAUCGUACCAUGUACACCACCUUCAUGGAGUCCGUGUGGUGCGUCUUCAAACAGUUGUAUGGGAAGAGUCUUGUGUACUGCGGUGUCAGUGUGAUGCCCUUCUCCACCGCCGGUUCCACCCCCUUGUCAAACUUUGAGGCAGGUCUGAACUACGAAGACGUUCAGGAUCCUGCCAUCGGUAUGUCAUUUUCUGUCGAUGAUUUUGACAACGGCGUAUCCACCGUCUGCGCUGGACUGCUUGCGUGGCCUAGCGACCUGGCGUUGCGGUUGCUUGGCGCCUUUCGUGUGGUUGGUGACGCCUACGUAAGCGAGGAAACGGGAACGGAAGUAGUACAUCAGGCGUCCUACUUUGGUGAUGACGACUUUAGGGUCUGUCUGCUCGGGAGCAUCGUGACGAAGGAGAUGGCAGCAGUAGGUUCAGUAGAUGCGAGUGGUCUAUUCACCUCCGAGGUUAAGGAAUUUGCUGGUCAGGACGCGUGGAAUUGGGCUUUCUCACGCCAUCGAUACUGGGGCACACCCAUCCCUGUGUGGGUGUCAGAGGACUUCGAGGAGGUGGUCUGCAUCGGUUCUGUUGACGAGUUAGAACGACUAUCUGGCCAUCGCGUCACCGACCUUCGUAAUGAGUUUGUGGAUCCAAUUACGAUUCCGUCACGCAUGGGCAAAGGCGAGCUGCGACAUAUUUGGGAGGUGUUUGACUGCGGUUCGAUGCCAUAUGCGCAGGGCUUUGCGGCAGACUUCGUGGUGGAGGGAGUCGACCAGACGAGUGGGUGGUUCUACACUCUCUUCGUCCUUUCCACUGCUCUCCUCAAUCAACCGCCUUUUAGAAACCUCAUUGUCAACGGGGCCGACUUGCUGCGGCCUUACCUUGUCGAUUCGCCGGUGGUGCGUGCACAGAGUCUGCCUCCUCGUGAAGUUCAGUCGAUCAUUGAGCCCUGGGAGCGGGCGCACGGCACGACGUUUCGACUGCGUACGGUGGCGUGGCCAAAGUCGCGGAACUUGAUGGACCGGUGGAUUCUAUCCUUCACUCAGAGUCGCCUCCUCUACGUGUGCACGGAGUUGCGUGCCUACCGUCUCUACACGGUGGUACCUCGACUAGUGUGCUUUAUCGAACAACUUGUUAACUGGUACAUCCGCAGGAACCACCGCCGACUGAAAGGCGAGGCACCGUCCGCACUGACGGAGAAUGGGGCAACGAUAGACGUGGUCUUUUUCCAACUCACUUUCGUGAUGGUGCCCUUUGUGCCUUUCUUCACGGAGUUUAUCUACCAGCGCCCGAAGGCUAAAAUCGACUCCUCUAAAUUCCCUUUUGGUGACUGUGAGGCGUGGGUGGCGUGGAUGGAGGCGGCAGGGGAAUUGGGGCAGAGUAUUCGCAUCCAGCGCGACCUCCCUCUUAAGACACCGUUGCCCGCCGCCGUGGUGGUUCAUUCCCUCGCGGAGGCCCGUGAAGCCGUCACCGCGCUAGCGUCCUAUACCACCUACCGGGUGCGUCUACGUGCCCGUCUUCGUCCCCUAGCUGCCGCUAUGGCCACCCUACCACAGUCUUCCCUAAGGCCUUAUCUCACGAUUCCACCCGAUGACUUGUUUGUCACCAUCUUUCAUCGAAUGGCUGUUACCAAGGCUACUGUCAGCCACAGUACUACCGCGGCUUCAAAGUCACAGGGAACACUCAAGUACGCUACGCUUGCGGAGGGUGCUGCAGCUGUAUCCAACACACCCCAUAACCAUGGACAGUAUAACAAUUGGAAUAAUACAAAUGUUACCAUGCAAGUAUGA
Echinococcus granulosus is the source of this 1842-nucleotide messenger RNA. Its product is annotated as Isoleucyl-tRNA synthetase, cytoplasmic. Bases 1 to 1842 code for a protein of 613 amino acids. Lineage: Eukaryota; Metazoa; Platyhelminthes; Cestoda; Cyclophyllidea; Taeniidae. Gene Ontology annotation, molecular function: isoleucine-tRNA ligase activity; ATP binding; aminoacyl-tRNA deacylase activity. The record is from RefSeq and is a predicted model, not a curated record. Gene Ontology annotation, biological process: isoleucyl-tRNA aminoacylation. The transcript has 11 exons.